Rosa chinensis is the source of this 1293-nucleotide messenger RNA. Its product is annotated as UPF0496 protein At3g49070. The record is from RefSeq and is a predicted model, not a curated record. Lineage: Eukaryota; Viridiplantae; Streptophyta; Magnoliopsida; Rosales; Rosaceae. Bases 88 to 1188 code for a protein of 366 amino acids. The transcript has 3 exons.
CUUGAUCCCCUUUAAUUCCUUUUCCACUAUAACAACAAAGCAAAGCGCUGUGCUCUUUUGGAAAGCUUCACAAUUUCACAAGACGAAAUGACGCAAAAGCUUAGUGCACGCAUCCGAAAGUUUAUUUCUUGUACUGCAUCAUCAAGACCCCUUGGCACACCAAAUUCUUCAAUGGGAGUGGAUGUAACAGAAGAAUACGCUAAUGCCUUCCGCACCGAAUCCUACCUCGACUUUUGGACACGUGUCGUCACGCUAUCCAAUGCUGAUUCCACCGGCUCCAAGCUUAUUCAAAUGGAGUCGAGAACUGCGGCUCGGCUCCCAUCCUAUCGGCUCUUCGUGGAGCAUCUUUUGGAUCCGGAUCAAACCAUGAUUACUCGGAUCUUGGCACUGACCCGAAACCACCCAAAGAACCAUGCACUUCUAUCCGACUAUUUUACCCAAACCGCAGAUGCUUCCGCCCUGUGUGGUCUCCUACUAAAAGAUAUCGACCGUACACGUGUUAAAUACCGUACCAUCAGAACUACACUUCAGUCUCUAAAUAAAUGUCUAGCUCCUACGACACUAAACCAACUAACCAAAUUCUCUAUUGUUUUAUCUCCCAAACGAAUUCAAAGUAUUCAAGUUAGAUGCUCUGAUUUGUUGAAACGGCUUGAGUUAACUCGCAAUAAGACUCGAGCUAAGCUAAGUCUCACAGGCAAAUUCCAAACCGGAUCGGCUAUCAUCUUGGUGGCAAUAACGACUACACUAAGUGUAAUUGUUGUCACGCAUGCACUUGCACUAGUUGUAGCUGCACCAACUCUUAUAGCAACCUCACUCGACCUGGCUUCGUCGAGGAGACUAGCUAGGAUGGCGGCUCAGCUCGAUGCGGCUACCAAGGGAGCUUACAUAGUAAACAGGGAUUUGGAGACGGUGAGCCGGCUCGUGGCUCGGCUAAACGAUGAGCUUGAGCACAUGCGCGGAAUGGUUCAGUUUUGGGUGGAGCGCGGCGAGGAGGACUGGCUCCAAGCCGGCGGCGAAGUAGCACGCCAGCUGAAGAAAAAUGAUUGUAGCUUUAGACAGCAGCUAGAUGAGCUGGAGGAGCAUUUGUAUCUGUGUUUCAUGACUAUAAACCGGGCUAGAAAUCUUGUAGUGAAGGAGAUUCUAGAUCCCGGUCAGACCACCAAUUCACAUACCACAUUAGCAAUGUAGUAACUAGUAACUAUAAAAAAUAGUCACCAAUUGUAAUUAAUUUUACACUUCAAGCAGCUAGAGAUUGCUUACAAAUAGUAUCCAUAACCUGUUGUCUUUCAUACA